GCCACGCACGUCACAAGUGACAAUACCUCAAAAUGCAAUAAAUUGAAAUAGUAAUAAUUGUUAAAUUAUUUAAUUUAAUUAUGCAAAAACAUUGGAAUUGCUUUAGGGAAAUUUUCAUGAGUAAUGUAUAGUUAAUCGAGAAAUAAAUAGACCUACUGGAUAGACAUGGAUCAUUACCUCACAAUAUACAGAAAGGACUACCUGUGGCCAAAUCUGCCAACAUCGAGAGAUGCAGGAGGUGCUGGUAAAGAAUUAGCAGAGGUACCAAAACUGUCAGGGCAAGAGUUGGCCUUUUAUCAAGCAUGUAUGCAGCACACGCGUCCUCCAGACUGCAGAUGUCCACAAUACAUUGGCGGAGAAAUGCCCCGGCUGCCUCCAGGGAAAGAGGGAGGAUGGAGUAGAAAUGAGAUAAUGGGACCAUUGCUGGAUCCUAAACUAUAUCCUGUCCGUGUAGCUGCUAGUCCAGAGACGCCUACAUCCAGAUACGAUCAGCCUAAUGCAUUUUUGGAUAAGCUCCAAUCCAAGUAUCCGAUGCUGUACAGCAUUCUGCAGAACGAAGCGUCGCCAGAAUUGAAACAGAGAAUAGACAGGGAUCGUAAUAAGACUACUUACCGUGUAGACUACUGUGAGAGUGGACCUGGAGCUAAAUUUGAACGUCUUCAGCGAGCGGCGGAUGAAAGCGGAACAGGUCCUUGCGCGCAGCCGUUGCGACUGCCCGGCGACCCCUGCAGGGUAGGGCCCAAACCACGGAAAACUGCACCGCGCACCAUGUCCAAACAGGCUAGCGCUGGAGGUGCUAGCGACCCAAGAGCUAAAUGCGAAACAACAUCAGCAGUGCCACCUCUCGGUAAAACUGAAUACCAGGACGGUGUGUCGAAGCUGGGAGCCAUCAUCAUGCGCGACAAACUGCACAGGAAAUAAACGGAAUUGUUUGCAUUAUAAACAAACACUGAGUAAAAAGACGUUUGGAAAAACAAAUUAAUUUAUAUUUUAAUCAACUUCUAAAAAUAAGACGUAACCAUUGUGUUUGCAACAGAAGUGGACU
Galleria mellonella (greater wax moth) is the source of this 1045-nucleotide messenger RNA. RefSeq lists its product as uncharacterized. Lineage: Eukaryota; Metazoa; Arthropoda; Insecta; Lepidoptera; Pyralidae. The transcript has 6 exons. The record is from RefSeq and is a predicted model, not a curated record. Bases 166 to 921 code for a protein of 251 amino acids.